Messenger RNA from Didymosphaeria variabile, 438 nucleotides. It is a transcript of the gene aps2, whose product is annotated as AP-2 complex subunit sigma. Gene Ontology annotation, molecular function: clathrin-cargo adaptor activity. Gene Ontology annotation, cellular component: intracellular membrane-bounded organelle; AP-2 adaptor complex. NCBI's taxonomy places the organism in Eukaryota, Fungi, Ascomycota, Dothideomycetes, Pleosporales, Didymosphaeriaceae. The record is from RefSeq and is a predicted model, not a curated record. The transcript has 5 exons. The coding region runs from base 1 to 438 and encodes 145 amino acids. Gene Ontology annotation, biological process: protein transport; clathrin-dependent endocytosis.
AUGGUUCUCUCGUUCAUCCUGAUUCAGAACCGCCAGGGGAAGACAAGACUGGCGAAGUGGUAUGCGCCUUACAGUGAUGAAGAAAAGGUCAAGCUCAAGGGCGAGGUUCACCGCCUCAUCGCGCCCCGCGACCAGAAGCACCAGUCCAACUUUGUCGAGUUCCGGAAUAUGUCCAAGAUAGUCUAUCGACGAUACGCCGGGCUAUUCUUUUGCGCCUGCGUUGACACAAACGAUAACGAGUUGGCAUACCUUGAGGCGAUACAUUUCUUUGUGGAGGUGCUGGACGCAUUCUUCGGCAACGUGUGCGAGCUGGAUCUGGUGUUCAACUUUUACAAGGUCUAUGCGAUCCUCGAUGAAGUGUUCCUAGCUGGGGAGAUCGAAGAGACGAGUAAAACGGUGGUUUUGACACGACUCGCUCAUCUUGAUAAGCUGGAGUAG